CCACUCUCCUUCCACCUCCGACUGGGGCUCCGGAGAGGCGCCGCUCCCCGGAGCCGCCCUGCUGCCGCCGCUUCCUCUCUCCGCUCGCCGUGAGCCCGUCAGUCCCCGCUCGGUGCGCUGCUCCGUCUGGGCCAUGGAUGGUGUUGUUACAGAUCUUAUAGCAGUCGGUUUAAAGCGGGGAUCUGAUGAGCUUCUUUCUUCUGGCAUCAUUAACGGACCUUUUACCAUGAACAGUUCUACUUCUGCAGGUGUGUAUGCUAAUGGGAAUGACAACAAGAAAUUUAAAGGAGAUAGACCUCCCUGUUCACCUUCUCGUGUUCUCCAUCUUCGCAAAAUUCCAAAUGAUGUCACCGAAGCAGAGGUCAUAUCAUUAGGUCUACCAUUUGGCAAAGUAACUAAUCUUUUGAUGUUGAAAGGAAAAAGCCAGGCUUUCUUAGAAAUGGCUUCUGAGGAAGCUGCUGUUACUAUGGUGAAUUAUUACACUCCUGUUACUCCUCAUCUUCGAAGCCAGCCUGUUUUUAUUCAGUAUUCCAAUCACAGAGAACUUAAGACUGACAAUCUACCUAAUCAAGCUAGAGUCCAAGCUGCAUUGCAGGCUGUCAGUGCUGUCCAGUCUGGAAGUCUGGCCCUUCCUGGAGCUUCUACCAAUGAAGGCACAAUCUUACCUGGGCAGAGCCCUGUGCUGCGAAUAAUUAUCGAAAACCUCUUUUACCCUGUUACUCUGGAAGUUCUUCAUCAGAUAUUUUCUAAAUUUGGCACAGUCUUGAAGAUUAUCACCUUUACAAAGAAUAAUCAGUUUCAAGCCUUGCUUCAGUAUGCUGACCCAUUGAAUGCACAGUAUGCCAAAAUGGCUCUGGAUGGCCAGAAUAUCUAUAAUGCAUGCUGCACUCUGCGCAUUGACUUCUCCAAGCUCACCAGCCUUAAUGUGAAAUAUAAUAAUGACAAAAGCAGAGACUUCACUCGCUUAGACCUUCCUACUGGUGAUGGCCAGCCAUCCCUUGAACCCCCUAUGGCUGCUGCUUUUGGUGCGCCAGGUAUAAUUUCCUCACCAUAUACUGGGGCUGCUGGAUUUGCCCCAGCCAUUGGAUUUCCUCAAGCUACAGGUCUGUCAGUCCCAGCUGUUCCUGGAGGUAUUGGUCCUCUCACACUCACCUCUUCUGCAGUCACUGGAAGGAUGGCCAUUCCUGGGACUGGUGGUAUACCUGGAAAUUCUGUCCUACUUGUCACCAAUCUCAAUCCUGACCUUAUCACACCACAUGGACUUUUUAUCCUAUUUGGAGUAUAUGGUGAUGUGCAUCGAGUGAAGAUUAUGUUUAAUAAGAAAGAAAAUGCCUUGGUUCAGAUGGCAGAUGCAAAUCAAGCUCAACUAGCAAUGAAUCAUCUUAGUGGUCAGAGACUUUAUGGAAAAGUGCUUCGGGCUACACUGUCCAAACAUCAGGCAGUUCAGCUUCCUCGAGAGGGACAAGAAGACCAAGGUCUGACUAAGGAUUUUAGCAAUAGUCCUUUGCAUCGCUUUAAAAAACCUGGCUCAAAGAACUUCCAGAAUAUUUUUCCACCAUCAGCUACUCUGCAUCUUUCCAACAUCCCCCCUUCUGUUACAGUGGAUCAUCUCAAGAACCUUUUCACAGAAGCUGGAUGUUCAGUAAAGGCUUUUAAAUUCUUUCAAAAAGAUCGCAAAAUGGCACUUAUUCAGUUGGCAUCAGUGGAAGAAGCGAUUCAGGCACUCAUUGAACUUCAUAACCAUGACCUGGGAGAAAAUCAUCACCUCAGAGUUUCCUUCUCAAAAUCUACCAUCUGACUUUGCUGUGAAAUUUUUCUUCUAAGACUGGGCCAUGAUUUAAGAAAGCCUUCAGACGUAAACUGAAGCAACUCAAGACCAAUUCUGCCUCUUACAAAAACAGCUCUUUCUGAGUUUUUGAUAUUCAAGUAUAUCUAAAAAAAAAAAAAAAAUCAAAGGAUGUUCUCCACCCCCAUCAAUACGUGAUUGAAGGUUUUCCCUUUGUACCAUAAUUUCUAUGAAAAUAAUCUUAGGCAAAAUUUUUUUCAGUAAUUCAUUUCCCUAUCUUAAAUGUAUUUCAGGAGGGCAUACUAUUUUUAGUUUGGGUCCAAAUCAUUCUUAUAUGACAUUUCUAAAUGCCUUUGUACUUAGAAGAAUUUAAACAUAGAUUUUUAAAAUUACUUAGAACCAAGUUUUUAACUUUUAUGAUUCAGAAGUUUGACCCUAUGACAAAUUAUGUUCACUUAUAACUUACAUCAGUUAUUUGAUUUGGCAUGUAUUGAUAGCUACUAUACAUAAGCAAAUUGAGUUUUAUCAGAAGCAGAUUUAUGUACUUGCAUGUCUUCUUUUUAUCAUUAUAAGACACUCCUUUGAAUGACACUUAUUUUUAACUUUUGAAAACUAUUUAGAGAAAUAAUGCAGUAUUUCAGAUGUCCCCAGGGAAAUUAGUGGGCUCCAACUAGGAUUUACUUAGGUGUCAGAGUAAUAAUUAUAUUUAAAAAAUCAUGUUCAAAAUGACACUUGCUGAAUAAUGCAUUGAUCUUGGAAAUUUUAAAAUGAAAAUUAAUCGUGUUCAUAAACUUUUUUAUAAUUGUUUUUCAGAAAAAAGUUUACAGUCUCAAGGGAAAUAUUCAGGUCUAUCAUAUGGUUUGACAGAUUUUUUAAAAGUUAUUUUGGUAAGGUCUUCUUUUAGAAAAAAUUAAUCUCAAGGGUUUUUUGUACCACUAUAAUCUCUUAAUACUUACUCAGAAUUACUGUGUAUUACUUAAUUUCUUAUUAUGUGCCUUAUUAUGUGCUUAUGAUACAAUAGGUUAGAUUUUUAUCUACGUAUCUAGAAAGCUAUAUUGUGGAUUUGGUAAGCUUUUAUUUUUUGCUUUCCCUGGCUUGAUAAGGAUAAAAUACUUUCAUUACAAUUUUAAGUGAAUUUCAAUGAGUAAUACUUUCUAUUCAAAUUUUUGGUGCUUCAGUACAGUGAUGGGGUGGGGAAGGGGAAGUGGUUUGGGGAAUACUCAGCGCACACCUGUAGGCCUCUUCACACUAUGACCGUAGUGGUCAUUGCCAUUUAUAGCAUACCUAUUUGGGGCUAUAAAAUGCAAUCUCAGUUUCUGGAUCUUGUCUAAUCCUUAUGGCUCAUUAGAAUUUGUCUCAGGAUUACUUGAUUUUUCCUUAGUCCUCAAGUGGGAACAUUUUUCUUUGUUAUUGUCUCUUCAUUAAUGAGUACCCAUAUAUGUGGAGUGAGAGACAUUGUGUUUUUCCUCAAAGUCUCUCCCAAUCUCUUUUUGGUUGAAUGUAAAGCAUACACAUUUUAAUGUUGCUUCAAUGAUUGUGUAAUGUAAAAGUGGUUUUGUUUGUUUGUUUUUAAGGAGAAACUUGGUUUGUGUUAAUUCUGUCAAUGUUGGAUCAGAUUUUUUUUUUAAAGCAGAAUUUGUCAGAAUCAUUUUAUUCACUCAUACUUUUCAGAAUCAUAGAGUGGCUCAUCUCACCAUUUAGGGGAUUAUCUCAAUCUCUUUGCUAUAGUCCAGCCAUUAAUCUGAAAAUAGGAAGAUAGUUUACAAAGAAAUUUGAGAAAAAAACUACUGAAUAGCAGUUAGUUGGUAGAAUAGGCAGGCAGAUACUAAAUUGAGGUCUGAAUGGAUCAGUUUUUAAUGUUGGCUGAAUUAACAAAGUGUCAUUUAUCUAGUUUUUUUUUUUUAACUUAUGAAAUACAUUUUCACCAAAAUGUAGAAUAAUGAAUAUGGGAAGGAGGGAGAGCAAUCUUUGCAAAAUUUGUUUAUUUUUCCCUUCUGUAUAAGUACUAUUAUAAUUUUCAAUGACAUGUUAAAUUGGAUUGUUCAAUUUACUUUGAGUUAGAAAUUCUGUGUGAUCACUCAAUAUAAGUGUAGCAGAAGGGAGAUCAUAAUGGUGUUGAACAUACCUUGGAAGUUAGGAAAUAAUAGCCUUUAAAUCUAAGAACAUUUUGAAUCCUUUUCAGGGAUUUACUUGAGUGCGUGUGUGUGUGUGUGUGUGUGUGUGUAUAGAUAAGUGUGUGUGUGUGUAUAUAUACAUACACUCUUCUAAUGUUGUACAUACAUAUGCACAUUUAAUUUAUUGACAAAGAAAAGUAAUCAAAUUAAGACUUGGAAAAGUUAGCUAUCCUUGUUUAAAAUUGUAUGUUUGAAGCCAUCCGUUUGUGUCUAAAAUUAGUCGUAGCACAUGGAUGUUAUCCAUGUUGGCUGCUUGCUGUUGAACUAUAGAGGUCUGCAAUGUUUGUGUUGUCAUAGCUCCUGUAAAAACAGUUUUUGACUCUCAGAUUAGUAGAAAAACUAGACCUUUGUGGCUUUGUUUGGCGUGCAUUUAUUCAUUAUCUUAAAAUUUUUGUUUCAUUUUUGCUCAACUGUUGUUUUUAAGUUUAUUCAUUUUCUCUUAAGGAGUUUUGUCAUCACUUUUGGAGGUAUCUUGACUUUUAUACAGUGUAUAUAGUCAGGACAUUAAAAAUAACAGUACACAUUUGACAGUAGCAAUUUCUGACAAAAAGUUUUACUUUGGGAUUUAAAUAACUUGCAUGGCAAUAAAACGCAUUUUUUGGUGAGAUAACAAAUAAAAAAAUGAACCAGUUAUCUUGAUAGCUUACUGGAGAGUAUCAGAAUUACUUCCUAAGAAUGCCGUAAAUUCUUUGAUAUUAAAUAUGUAACAUUUAUAGUAAUGAUUCUGAUUUUUGUUGCUGUAAGUUGCAAAUCUCACAAUUCUUAGAGACAGCUUCCACCUGUCUGAUUCCUUAUAGGAGCAGUACUUUUGGCUCCACCUAGGUCUGUGAUCAUCGAUUCUGCUUCGCCUGCUUAGCUUUACCCUCACAAAUGUCUGCUCUAAUCUCAUAAGAACGUUUCAUGUAAUCUUAUAAAAGCUUCCAUGUCUUAUGCAGCAAGAUUUAUACCUUGAGCAUAUUAUCAUGCAGUUUUUCUUCUAAAUAUAUGCUAAAUAUUUUUGAACAAUAGAUGACAAACUCAGAAUAGAUAUUGCCUUCCCAUGAUUCACUUUUAAGCUUUAAGUUUGCCAAAUGAUAAGCCUAUCUGUUAAAAAGCCUAGUGUGUACUGCUAUUUUUAAAAUCCAGAAAAAAGCAUGUCUAUGUGUAAAAGCAUUUUUCUUAGCCUUCCCUUUGUCCUCAUCUAUUAUUAGCAAAAAUCAAACUGCCAGACUUUAACAUUCUACUGUUGUGCUAAAAAGAAAUGUAGUUUAAAUUGCACAAAACUUCUUUAAAGAAUUAUCAACUCAGCUGUCUUUUAAAAGAACUCGGUUGUUACAUGCAAAACUAUUUGCAGUCUUUUCGCAGAGCAAAUUCUAACGUGUUAUGAAUGGUUUAAGAAGUAGAAAAUUGCUAGCAUACUAGUGGGGUCAGGGGGGAGGGUUUAUAACAAGGGAAACAAAACAGGACCAAAGUUUAUGUGCCUUCUUUAGUAGUCUUAAUUUUUUUCCUAUUUGAGACUAAGGUAGUGUCAGUAUUCUGGUUUUCAGGAAGUAUGUACUAUAGUUUUAAAAGAAUGUUAUCCCAUACACCAUGCAAGCAAAGAACUGUAACUGUAUAAGCAGAAUCAGUUACACUUUUGCCUUUUUCCCAUAAUAUUCAUUGUAUAGCAUGUACAUACAAGUCUAAGAACAGAGCUGCUCUAAAUCUUUGUUGUAGUCAUCUUAGUUUUUGUAACCUGAGGCAUAUGUUCCAGAGCACAGGGAUAUUUGUCUGGUCCAGUGACCUUGGUGAUCGUAGUCAGAUUGAAAAAUGCUGUGGCACAUUUUUAUCAGCACUGUAAACAGGUUGUUUUGUAUGUGUGUUGUUUUCAGUUCUUUCACCUAAGUAGUAGUAGUGAUAACAAAUAUUUAAGUAGUUAUUUUUGAUGCCAUGAAACAAUUACACGCUGUCCUUUUUUUUAUGUUAGCAUUAUUUACCAGAUCUUUUAAAAAUUCAUCCCACAAUCCAGAAAGUACUAAUGUUAAAGAUUGCUGACUAAGGAAAGUUUUCAUCACUAUGUCACCUCAUUGCUCUGACCAAAGACUUACUGUUCUGGUUUUAACUCCUCUCUGGUAAGCAUUUUUCCCAAACUCCUUUCUGAAAGAAGACCCAGUGCAAAGAGGCCUUUACUUACUAUGUCCUGUUGAUGAGUAGACUACUUAGAAAAAAUUGGGGAUUUAAUGUGAACAGAAUGGAUUAAAAUAACAAGGGUUUGAUGGGCAUUUCCAGUACUGUAUUUAAGGGGGAAAAAAUAGCACAGCUAGGAGCCUCUACAUUGUCUCAUGUUUAAUAUGGCCUGUUCAUAAAGUUACCCUUUUCAUUUUAUGAGAAUGGUCAUCUAGCAAAAGAAAAUGCUGUAAAUAUUUGUAACAACAUUUUUUAAACCAGGCCAAAAGAAAAAAAAAAAAGGUUUUUGGGAACAAGUUAACAUAUAAAGUGGUUUUAUAUAACAUCAAUUGUCUUAUAUAUUUUGAUAAGCAGCAGUACCAGCUUUCAUUUGUAACAGUUUGUGGCAUUGGAAGAAAAGGAUUCUGUAAUUGUUGAUGUGAUUUAUGUUAUAAAUGCAAAGAGAAGAUAAAUAUUAAAAAACAUAUUUUCUAAAUGCGCAGUGCAUGGUUAAUUCAAGCUUCUGUACACUACAGUAUAUUCCAUUUCGUUCAGUUUGUAUAAACUAUUACUUGGUAUCUCUGAUCUCAUUUUUCUAACAAGUAUAACAUUGUAGCAUGCCUUUUAAUAAAUGUCAUAACAUCUGUACCCUC
This is a messenger RNA of Condylura cristata (star-nosed mole), 6737 nucleotides long. It is a transcript of the gene PTBP3, whose product is annotated as polypyrimidine tract binding protein 3. The transcript is spliced from 15 exons. Gene Ontology annotation, cellular component: nucleus. Gene Ontology annotation, biological process: mRNA processing; regulation of RNA splicing. The record is from RefSeq and is a predicted model, not a curated record. Bases 134 to 1798 code for a protein of 554 amino acids. NCBI's taxonomy places the organism in Eukaryota, Metazoa, Chordata, Mammalia, Eulipotyphla, Talpidae. Gene Ontology annotation, molecular function: mRNA binding.